AUAGAGCUCAGCUGGUAUUUCCCACAACAACAUCCUGCUAGCUGUCAGUUUGUCUAGUUGUCCCCAGGCACUCGGACCCGGUUGAGGACGAACACCCUCUGGAUUCAGGGCCAGUGAAAAUGAACAAAUUAUUAAUUCAGCUGACGCUCCUGCUGGGAGUCACUGGCUUGAGUUUUGGUGCAAUUCAGAGACCAGACUACGAUGACACCCCCAACCCUGAGUUCCUCAACUCGUCCUGGAUGGCCACCAUCCCCGACGAUCAGCCGCUGUCUGAGGUCACCAUGCCGGGCACCCACAACACCAUGGCCCUGUAUGGUGGCGUCUAUGCCGAGUGCCAGACCUGGACCCUGGCCUCCCAGCUCCGUGCCGGUAUCCGCUUCCUGGAUAUCCGCGUGCGCCACGUGGACGGGAACCUCACCAUCCACCACGGGGUGUCCUACCAGCGAGCGCACUUCGGUCACGUCCUGGAGGGCGUGGCGGAGUUUCUGCACGAGCAUCCGAGUGAGACGGUGCUGAUGCGCUUAAAGGAGGAGUUCAGCGAGACGAACGACAUCUACGGCGCCGUGGUGAACUACAUCCACAGCUACGCUCACUGGGACCUGCUCUGGCACAGCCGACUGGUGCCGACCAUGGGAGAGGCCCGGGGGAAACUCAUCAUCCUCCAAGACUUCUCUGGGCCAGACCUGGGGAUGCGGUAUGGUUCUCUGGACAUAGCUGACCGCUGGAAGGUCCCCUCACUCUUGUAUGUGGAGGAGAAAUGGCAGAGUGUCUAUGACCACCUAGAGGCUGCGCCCGUGGGAAACAUGGCGCAGAUCUUCCUCACCUACAGCAGUGGAGCCGGUGUCUUUGCCUUCCCCAGGGCCGUCGCACAGCGCGUCAAUGCGCAGCUGUACAACUACCUGUGGGCCAAAACAAACGUGAACCAGCGCUUUGGCAUCAUAUGCAUGGACUUCCCCGCUGCUCCCAUGAUUCAAAUGAUCAUUGACUUCCAACUAAGAGGGACCACAAAGAAAAGGCAGGCGUUGAACCCAGCACCUAGCGAGGCAGGUCUGAAACAAACGGCUUCACUCACAAACAAGAUAUUGAAACUUUUGACAGAUAAUGUCUGAGCCAGACUGUAGCUAUAAAAUGACUACAUUUAAAUUGUAGAAAGAAGUUAGAACAAAAUACAUUUCACUUCAGACUAAUUCAGAAAUGGAAAGUUUUGUUCAUUAAUAAACUACUGUGUAAACUGCUA
Mugil cephalus (flathead mullet) is the source of this 1237-nucleotide messenger RNA. RefSeq lists its product as uncharacterized. NCBI's taxonomy places the organism in Eukaryota, Metazoa, Chordata, Actinopteri, Mugiliformes, Mugilidae. Bases 120 to 1109 code for a protein of 329 amino acids. Gene Ontology annotation, biological process: lipid metabolic process. Gene Ontology annotation, molecular function: phosphoric diester hydrolase activity. The record is from RefSeq and is a predicted model, not a curated record. The transcript is spliced from 4 exons.